Molecule: messenger RNA, 801 nt
Organism: Chrysochloris asiatica (Cape golden mole)
Lineage: Eukaryota; Metazoa; Chordata; Mammalia; Afrosoricida; Chrysochloridae
Product: E3 ubiquitin-protein ligase RNF138-like
Exons: 1
Coding region: 67-801 (244 amino acids)
Source: RefSeq, a predicted model, not a curated record
UCGGGCCCCCGGCCGCCACAGUCACCUCGGCCGCAGCCGCCAUCGGCCUGAUCCCCGCCCACAGCCAUGGCCGAGGACCUCUCUGCGGCCACGUCCUACACCGAAGACGAUUUCUACUGCCCCGUCUGUCAAGAGGCGCUCAAAACGCCUGUAUGGACCGCGGCCUGUCAGCACGUUUUCUGUAGAAAAUGUUUCCUGACUGCAAUGAGAGAAAGUGGAAUACAUUGUCCCCUCUGUCGUGGAAAUGUAACUAGAAGAGAGAGAGCUUGCCCUGAACGGGCUUUAGAUCUUGAAAAUAUGAGGAAGUUUUCUGGUAGCUGCAGAUGCUGUGCAAAACAGAUUAAAUUCUAUCGCAUGAGACAUCAUUACAAAUCUUGUAAGAAAUAUCAAGAUGAAUAUGGUAUUUCUUCUAUCAUUCCAAACUUUCAGAUCUCUCAAGAUUCAGUAGGGAACAGUAAUAGGAGUGAAACAUCCACAUCUGAUAACACAGAAAUUUACCAAGAGAAUACAAGUUCUUCUGGGCAUCCCAAUUUUAAGUGUCCAUUGUGUCAAAAAUCCAAUUUUACCAGACAGCGUUUACUGGAUCACUGUAACAGUAAUCAUAUAUUUCAGAUAGUUCCUGUGACAUGUCCUAUUUGUAUGUCUCUUCCAUGGAGAGAUCCUAGCCAGAUUACUAGAAAUUUUGUUAGUCAUCUAAAUCAAAGACAUCAGUUUGAUUAUGGAGAAUUUGUGAAUCUUCAGCUAGAUGAGGAAACCCAGUAUCAAACUGCUGUUGAAGAAUCUUUUCAAGUCAACAUCUGA